This is a messenger RNA of Humulus lupulus (European hop), 4163 nucleotides long. RefSeq lists its product as uncharacterized. The transcript has 7 exons. The record is from RefSeq and is a predicted model, not a curated record. Gene Ontology annotation, molecular function: zinc ion binding; nucleic acid binding. The coding region runs from base 891 to 4163 and encodes 1090 amino acids. Lineage: Eukaryota; Viridiplantae; Streptophyta; Magnoliopsida; Rosales; Cannabaceae.
GAUGAAAGGUGUCAACUUUUGACAAUAAGGCUAAAUCAUUGAAAAUAAGGAAUUUUCAUCAAACCUUAUCACUUUGCACGACCAUUAUUCUGAAAAAUAGAGAGAAAAGAAAACCAAAAACCAUUUCUUGGCUGGUUUGAAGAAAUUCUAAGGAGAUCCAAGUGAAAGCAAAGCCAAAGAAGUAGAUUAAGCUUAGUUCUAGCCUUUUUAUGAUAUUUCUUGGGGUUUCCAAGUGGUUUGAGGUUUAGAAAAGCUUGAAGAGAUUGUUUUCGCCGAAAAGUUGCUCGGAUAAGCACAUCAAUACCUAAGACAUCACUUGUUACACGGUGAAAUAUAUUGUGGACAAAAGGUAGAGAAAGAAAUAUGUGAAUGAUAAGAGGAGAACUGAAGCAUGGUCCUGACCCUGAUUUGUACAUAUGAACACAUCGACCUUUUUGUGGGUUAUUUCAGUUAUCAGUGAGAUGUUUGUAAUAAAGUGUGAAGUUAUGUUUUGAAAAUAAAUUGGGUUAUUUAAUACUUAUGUAUAAUAUGUUUGAGACACACUUUAUGUUUAAUGUAAAUAAUGUGAAAUAAGUUUUCAAGUUUAAAAAAAAUAUAUAUAUGUCCAGACUUCCGCAGAAAUAAAUUAUGAUAUAGUUUUAAAACGUAACACCUCAAAUAUGGUUUUUAACUAAAAUAAGUGAGGGUGUUACAAGUUGGUAUCAGAGCGCCAUGGUUAAAAUGUUCUUGUAGACCGUUCAUAUGUACACAUUGAGGAAAGGAUAAUGCUCAGUUCAUCUGUAAGUUUUAUGUGUGCAUUUAUUAUGUGCUGGUUGCAUGCAUCAUGUGCUUUAUUGGCUAAAUGACAUAAGUUAUGGACAUUUUGUCUUAAAAGAUAUAUAAUAACACAGAUGGAUCAUGAACAUGGAAUGGGGGCUACUGAAGGCUCUUGCGGCAAUAAAUAUGAACAAGAAAUGGCUCAACUUCGAGCGAUGGUGAAUAGACAGGCUGAACAAAUUGAGAAGUUGUUAGCAGAACAACGACAAAGGCAAGCACCAACACCACCUACUGAAACUCCAACACCUCCACAAGCUCCACCUCCACAAGCUCCACCUGCAGUGCACCCCAUGGAACCAUUAUAUGAACGGUUCCGAAAACAACGCCCACCAGUAUUUGAAGGUAGCACUGACCCACUUGUCGCACAAGACUGGAAGAGUUCUUUAGAAGACAUCUUUGAGUUCAUGCAACUAAGUGACAAGGAAAAAGUUUCUUGUGCUGCACAUACACUUAAAAAGGAUGCUAAGAUCUGGUGGGAAGUGGUUAAGCAGACUAGAGAAGUGAAUCAGAUGACUUGGGCAGAAUUUGAACUGGUCUUCAAUGAGAAGUUUUAUAAUGAAGCUGUGUUGACUGCCAAAGUAAGUGAGUUCACUAGAUUGCAACAGGGGAAUCUAUCAGUGGCUGAGUACGCCAGGAUAUUUGACCGGUUAGCCAAGUUUGCACCAGACUUGGUUAACACUGAAACUAGUAGAGUGAAUCGUUUCCUGGAGGGUCUACAACCAGAAUUGGCUAGAGAUGUAGAUAUGGGACGUACAGGGCCUCUUUCUUAUGCUCAGGCUGUGGAGAAAGCUUUGAGAGCUGAACACAGAGAAGAAAAAAUAACAAAAGCUAAAGCUGCUACUAGCAUGCCUCGUAGAGACACUCCAUUCAACAAAGAACAAAGCCGCUUUCACAAUGACAACAAAAGAGGGGCCCAGAAUUUCCAAUUUAGACAAGGACAGAAUAAGAAAUUUAAAGGAGGUCAGCAAAACAGGCAACCUGGAUUCCAACAAAUGCCACGAUGUCAAACUUGUGGAAAGAAUCAUUUCGGGGAGUGCAGGCUUCUAACUAAGAGCUGCUUCAAAUGUGGCAAGGGGGAUCAUUUUAUCAAAGAUUGUCCAUUGAUGAAGAACCAACAAAUGAAGGAUGAACCUCAGAGGACAAAUGCUAGGGUGUUCACGAUUACUCAGGCUGAUGCUGAUACCAACAACUCUGUUGUGUUAGGUGAUAUUUUUGCAUCUGGUAUUCUCACUCAUGCAUUAAUAGAUUCAGGUGCCAUGCAUUCAUUUGCAUCAUUGACAUAUGUAAAAAGGUUGGGUAGAUCGUGUGAAAAAUUGUCAGAAGUUUUUAGUACAAUGUUACCAUCUGGAGAGAUUCUGUAUUCUACUCAUUGGUUGAGGGGGGUUCCUAUUUGCAUUGAUGGUAGGGAAUUAUAUGCUGAUCUAAUAAUGUUAGAGAUGGCCGAUUAUGAGGUGAUUUUGGGUAUGGAUUGGCUUUCAAAGUAUAAUGCCACUAUUGAUUGUAGAAGGAAAACAGUGAUAUUUAAGCCUUCAGAGGAAGAUGAGUUUAUGUUUACUGGAGCGACAUCAAAAAGUUGCAUUCCAUUAAUUUCUGCUAUGAAGGCCAGGCGACUGUUGGAAAGUGGAUGUGUGGGUUAUCUCGCCAGUGUGGUUGACACGUAUAAGGAGCAAAAGUUAAAACCGGAAGAUGUACCGGUAGUUAGAGAUUUCUUAGAAGUAUUUCCAGAAGAUUUACCGGGAUUGCCUCCAGACAGAGAAAUUGAAUUUGUGAUUGAGCUACUUCCUGGUACAGCCCCUGUGUCCAAGGCACCUUAUAGAAUGGCACCAGCAGAACUAAAGGAAUUAAAGAUACAGUUGCAAGAACUCCUGGAUAAAAAGUUUAUCAGGCCUAGUUUUUCACCAUGGGGAGCUCCGGUGCUAUUUGUGAAGAAAAAGGAUGGGACGAUGCGAAUGUGUAUUGAUUAUAGAGAAUUGAACAAGUUGACAAUCAAGAAUAAGUAUCCACUUCCUAGAAUUGAUGAUCUUUUUGAUCAAUUACAAGGAAGAGGAGUGUUUUCAAAGAUUGAUUUGAGAUCUGGGUAUCAUCAAUUAAAGAUUAGAGAAGAGGAUGUACCAAAGACCGCAUUUCGAACUCGGUAUGGCCAUUAUGAGUUCCUUGUGAUGCCAUUUGGAUUAACUAAUGCUCCAGCUGCAUUCAUGGACUUGAUGAACAGGGUGUUUAAGGACUACCUUGAUAAGUUUGUAAUAGUGUUUAUUGAUGAUAUCUUGGUGUAUUCUCGAUCCCAAGAAGAACAUGAGGAACAUUUGAGGUUGACGUUGGAGAAAUUAAAAGAAAAAAAACUCUAUGCCAAAUUUAAGAAAUGUGAAUUUUGGCUAGAGAAGGUGGCAUUUUUGGGCCAUAUAGUCUCAAAAGAUGGUAUUGCGGUGGAUCCAUCAAAGAUUGGAGCUGUUAGUAAGUGGAAUAGACCAACAAAUGUUUCAGAAGUAAGGAGUUUUCUGGGAUUAGCAGGCUAUUACCGAAGAUUUGUUGAAGGAUUUUCCAAGAUAGCAAUGCCAUUGACACAACUCACGAGGAAGAAUCAUAAGUUUGAAUGGACUGAAGCUUGUGAGAAAAGAUUUCAAGAUUUGAAGCAAAGAUUGGUUUCUGCUCCAGUACUUACUAUUCCAUCUGGAUCAGGAGGACUUGUGAUUUAUAGUGACGCUUCAAAGCAAGCAAAUGUAGUUGCAGACGCACUGAGUAGAAAGUCUCAUGGUAAUGUGUCAUUUUUGAGGAAACUGACAAGACCACUUCAGGAGGACAUGUGCAGAGCGGAGAUUGAGGUGAUCACAGGAAGAUUAUCAGUGAUGACUAUUCAGUCUACCUUGUUAGAGAGAAUCAAACAAGGUCAAUGUGAGGAUCCUUACUUGGUGGAGCAAAAAGGUGAAUUGGAAAGUGGGAAGGUCAAUGAGUUUAGUGUGUCAUGUAAUGGGAUGCUAAAGUUCAAGGAAAGAAAACCUGCUGGUUUACUACAACCAAUACGGAUACCAGAGUGGAAAUGGGAAGAGAUUACUAUGGAUUUUGUAGUUGGAUUGCCAAAGACUUCUAAACAACAUGAUGCUAUCUGGGUUAUAGUAGACCGAUAUACCAAAUCAGCACACUUUCUUCCGGUACGCAUGACUUAUACUAUGGAUCAGUGGGCUGAAUUAUAUGUUCAAGAGGUUGUUAGACUUCAUGGAGUGCCAGUAUCUAUAAUUUCAAACCGGGAUGCUCGAUUUACUUCAUUGUUUUGGGAAAGUUUGCAGAGAGCAUUGGGCACAAAAUUGAAGUUUACUACGCUUUCAUGCAACGAUUGGUGUAGCACCGUAUGA